Molecule: messenger RNA, 6362 nt
Organism: Trachemys scripta elegans
Lineage: Eukaryota; Metazoa; Chordata; Testudines; Emydidae
Product: zinc finger protein 420-like
Exons: 7
Coding region: 120-3131 (1003 amino acids)
Biological process (GO): regulation of transcription by RNA polymerase II
Molecular function (GO): RNA polymerase II cis-regulatory region sequence-specific DNA binding; DNA-binding transcription factor activity, RNA polymerase II-specific
Source: RefSeq, a predicted model, not a curated record
GGCCAGGCCCCUUCCCGGCCCGGCCCUGCCCCAGGGGGCCCCGCUCGGAGGGAAGGCUGAGGAAUCACGUCCACAUUUCACUCCAGAUCGUCCCGUCUUCCAGGAGACAGGGAACGGAAAUGGCUGUGAUGGAACCAGCUCUGCAGAUGCCGGUGACCUUCGAGGAGGUGGCUGUGUAUUUCACCCAGGGGCAGGGGGCUCUGCUGGACCCCUCUCAGAGAGCCCUCUACAGGGACGUCAUGCAGGAGAACUACGAAAUGGUGAUCUCGCUGGGGUUUCCCAUUCCCAAACCUGACCUGAUCGCCCGUCUGGAACGAGGGGAAGAGCCGUGGGUCCCUGAUCUCCAGGCUGCCAAGGAAAGGGAAAGCCCAAGAGGCACCCGCACAGCACUGGCAGUGACUCCUGUCUGGAUUCUCUCUCCCCCAGCAGGUGAUAGGACAGGGAGUGAGAACAAGGAGGAGAAUCAGCAGCAGGAAAGUCCUAGGAAAGAGGAACCACAGGAGAUUUUUUUGAGAAGAGCUGAAGGGAAUUUUUCCCAGUGCUUGGAACAGGGAAAUGCCUGGGGAGAUCAACACAGGUCAGAGAUGCAACUGGGAAACUAUCCUGGGAAGAAACUGGAUGAAUCCAUUCAACGUGGUGGAAGAUGGAAGGAUCCCAAGGAAACCACAGUCCAGCAGACAGGUUACAAUGAAGAGAAACCCUAUAAAUGCCUCGAGUGUGGGAAAAGAUUCCGUUUCAGUGCAAACCUUCUUAAACAUUGGAGGACCCACACAGGAGAGAAGCUCUAUAAAUGCCUGGACUGUGGGAAAAGCUUCAGUGAGAAGUCAAACCUUAUUAUACAUCAGAGAUUGCACAAAGGAGAGAGACCCUAUAAAUACCUGGAGUUCGGGAGAAGUUUUAGUCAGAGGUCACUCCUCCUUACACAUCAGAGACUGCACACAGGAGAGAGACCCUAUAGAUGUCUUGAGUGUGGGAAAAGUUUCAGUUUGAAAUCAACCCUUAAUAGACAUCAGAAAACACACACAGGAGAGAAACCGCAUAAAUGCUUGGACUGUGGGAAAACUUUCAGUCAGCGCUCAAACCUUAUUAAACAUAGGGGAAUCCAUACAGCAGAAAGACCGUAUAAAUGCAUGGAUUGUGGGAAAACUUUCGGUCAAAGCUCGUACCUUAUUAAACAUAGGAGAAUCCACACAGGAGAAAGACCGUAUAAAUGCCUUGAGUGUGGGAAAAAUUUCAUUCGUCACUCAAACCUCACUAAACAUAGGAGAAUCCACACAGGCGACAAACCCUACGAAUGCAACGACUGUGGGAAAAGUUUCAUUGAGAGAACAAAACUUACUAGACAUCAGGCAGUCCACACAGGAGAGAAACCCCAUAAAUGCUUGGACUGUGGGAAAACUUUCAGUCAGAAGUCACAACUUCUUAUACACGGGAGACUGCACACAGGAGAGAGACCUUAUAAAUGCCUUGAGUGUGGGAAAAGUUUUAGUCAGAGCUCAAAUCUUAUUACACAUCAGCGAACCCACACAGGAGAGAGACCUAAUAUAUGCCUUGAGUGUGGGAAAAGUUUUAAGCACAGUUCAUCCCUAAUUAAUCAUAGGAGAAUCCACACAGGAGAGAGACCCUAUAAAUGCCUUGAGUGUGGGAAAAGUUUUAUGGAAAGUUCAUCUCUUACUAAACAUGGGAGAAUCCACACAGGAGAAAGACCCCAUAAAUGCCUCGAGUGUGGGAAAGGUUUUAUAGAAAGCUCAUCCCUUACUAAACAUGGGAGAAUCCACACAGGAGAAAGACCUUAUAAAUGCCUUGAGUGUGGGAAAAGUUUCAGUUUGAAAUCAACCCUUAAUUCACAUCAGAAAACCCACACAGAAGAGAAACCCCAUAAAUGCUUGGACUGUGGGAACACUUUUGCUAGGCACUCAUCCCUUAUUAAACAUGAAAGAAUCCACGUGGGAGAGAGACCUUAUAAAUGCCUUGAUGGUGGGAAAAGCUUCAGUAAGAGCUCCGAGCUCACCAAACAUCAGAAAAUCCACAAGGGGGAGAGACCGUAUAAAUGCCUUGAGUGUGGGAAGUGCUUCAUUAAGAGCUCAGCGCUUACCAAACAUCAAACAAUCCAUACUGGAGAGAAACCCCAUAAGUGCCUGGACUGCGGGAAAAGUUUUAGCCGUAGCUCACACCUCAUUGGACAUUGGAGGACCCACACAGGGGAGAGACCCUAUAAAUGCCUCCACUGUGGGAAAAGUUUCUCUGAGAGCUCACACCUUAUUAGACAUCAGAGGAUUCAUACUGGAGAUAAACCUCAUCAGUGCCUGCACUGUGGGAAAAGUUUCAUUCAGAAAACAGACCUUAUAUCACAUCAGACAAUCCACACAGGAGAGAAGCCCUAUAAAUGCUUGAACUGUGGGAAAAGCUUCAAUAACCGCUCAAACCUUACUAAGCAUCGGCAAAUCCACACAAGAGAGAGACCCUAUAAAUGCCUGGACUGUGGGGAAAGUUUCAGCCACAAAUCAGACCUUACUGAACACUGGAGAAUCCAGAGGGGAGAAAGACCCUAUAAAUGCCUCGAUUGUGGGAAAAGUUUCGCACAGAGAUCAGGCCUUGUUACACAUCAGAGAAUCCACACAGGAGAGAAACCUUAUAAGUGCUUGGACUGUGGGAAAAGUUUCACACACAGAUCGGCCCGUAAUAGACAUCAGACAAUCCACACAGGAGAGAGACCCCAUAAGUGCUUGGAGUGUGGGAAAAAUUUCACACGGAGAUCAGCCCUUAUUACACAUCAGGCAACCCACACAGGCGAGAGACCCCAUAAGUGCUUGGACUGUGGGAAAAGUUUCCCACACAGAUCAUCUCUUAUUAGACACCAGGCGAGCCACACGGGAGAAAGACCCUAUAAAUGCCUCGACUGUGGGAAAAGUUUCAUGCACAGAUCAAACCUUAUCUUACAUCAGAGAAUCCAUACGGGCUAUAAACCUCAUGAAUGCCUUGCUUGUGGGAAAAGCUUCAGUAAGAGCUCAAACCUUACUAAACAUCGGAAAACCCACAAGGGUGAGAGCAACCCUAUGAAUAGCUUUACUGCGGGAAAAGAUUCAAUCCGAGCUCACACUUCAGCGACACAGAAAACAGCGGGACCUUGAAUGUGGGGGCAGCUUCAUUUGGUGCUUCCAUGGUAUCAGGCAUCCGCAAAUCCGAACAGGAAAGAAACCUCUGAGAUGUUCUCAGUGUGGAAAAUGCUCCAUGUGGCGCUAACAGCAUGUUGGACAUCAGGGACUCCUCCGCACAGCAGGGAAAUUCUCUCAGCGCCCUGACUAGGGCUGGCCCUGGUGACAAACCCAUUUCCUCAUUCCCACACACAUAAGGGGCAUUUGGCUCCCAAGGAUCCAGCUGCCCAUCGCUGGGGUGAGGCUCCAGCAGCAGCCAAACAUCAGCUGGUCAGUGACCCUCUGGCUCUGCCUGGUCUAAGCAAACCCCAGACAGAGGAGGAGAUGCCCCGAUCAGCCCCUCCUCCCUGCUGCAGUCCUGGUUACUGAGUUGAUGGGACACAGGUGGGGGGAGGAAGAGGGAGAAACUCCUCCAGAUGCUCUCUCUGCCUGGCUGAAGUUCCCUUCUAGAAACAAGAAAAUUACUACAAAAAUAGUAAAAUCCUAUGUACAAGAAUAAAAACAGUCUUCCUGGAAAGAUUGGACAGUGCAGCACUCAGGAUGAGAAGACAGCAGAAGCAGUGACUUGGAUCCUGUGGCGGUGAGAAGGAACUGAAGAUGCGGUUGGUCUGUCCCACCCCUUAUUGCCUGGGGUGAACCCACAAGGUGGUACAAGGGCACAUGCGUGGACCAAUGGAUACUCCUACUUUGAAAAGCUCUGGACACAGUGUAUGUGCAUAAUCCUCAUGGAAUACAAUAGGGACUAUCACUCAAAGAAGAAAGACACUUGGGCCAGGCCCCAGCUUCACUCUAGACACCUGUCCCCGCCCCCCAUCUUCCACCAGCCCCAGGGCUGUGCUCCCCCACUUACCUGGAGCUGUUCCCUGCAGGGGGAGUGUCCAUGGAGUUGGUAACUCCUCUCCUCCCCUCCCCAAAUUCCCCAGGGCGCUAGGUUCUGGGAGAUUAAAGGUUAAGGGACAAGGAGGUAUUUUGGAAGGAAACUAGACAUUGAAAGGUUGUGGCUGGAGGAACUGGAAGCAGGGGGAGCUAGGUGCUGGGGCUAUCGAGUGUUUGGGGAUCAGGGGAUAAGAAGUUAGGUAGAUCACAGGGGCAGAGACGUGCUGCCUCUCCUCACUUACACCCUCUGCCCCUUCUCCCUGCCCCCUCUGCAUUCAGACAGCACCACUGAGUGGCAGUGAUUCUCACAGCCUUUUGUGGGAGGCCUGGAGAUCCUACCUCUGCAGCAUCAGCCACGGAGGUGCUCUCUGUGGUAGGAAAUGUAGUUGGGAUUAGCCAGCGCAUCUCUGUGACCCUCCACCAGAUUCCUCCGGGGCUAUGGUGGGGAGAGAGGUGACAGGCCUGGGGCUGGGUUUAGGGAGGGGCGCCCUGCGACAGGGCCGAGCCGCCGUGGCUGGGUCCGGGCUGGGUUCAGGGCCGGGCCGGGCUGCUGCGGCUGGGUCCGGGCUAUGCCCCGCCACCCUGGCUGGCAUUGGGCCGAGUAGGGGUGCCCUGGCCACGGCAUAGCUGGGGCUGAGGGGCCACCCCAGCAGGUCUGGGCUGCAGCAUAGUUGGGGCUGGGGGAGGGGCACCAUGGCAGGUCCCCGGGCAGGUUCCCUGAGCACCUGCGCAGAGCUACAUAGGCUGUGGCAUAGCCUUAGGUAGGGACAGUGAAAUGUGGUGUUUUCGCUUCUGUGCUAUUUCAGGGCGAUGGGGUGAGUCCAAGAGAUUCCCUCCUUCCCCCAGCACCAUCACCCUCCACUCUCCACACAGCAGCCUCUGUCCCAGCAAUGGAGAGUUUUAUCCUGGCCCCGUUCUACCCCUGCACCUCCCAAGAUGUCACUUUCCACCGUGUCCCUGGCUCUCCAUGACAGAAAGUGUCCAAAUCCAAAUGAAUCUGAAGGCACAUUUUGACCUUUCUGAUCUUACAGCCCUGUUUGCAUCUCUUGGUAAAAUUGCUGCCCGUUUUUCUCCAGGCUAGUCCACAUCAUUUUUAGAUAGGAAGCUGCUUUGUUUUUAUUAUUAGGAUGAUGCUAAAACUUGUGUAACUAACAUGACAAAAUAAUGAGGCGAGAAUAGGGUGACCAGAUGUCCCGAUUUUAUAGGGACAGUCCUGAUAUUUGGGGCUUUGGCUUAUACAGGCAUCUAUUACCCCCACCCUCUGUCCCGAUUUUUCACACUUGCUGUCUGGUCACCCUAGGCGAGAAGUAAAGCAGGUUUAGCCAUUUUAGAAGAAAAUGGGUAAAUAUAUUGUCCUGAUUUUGAAUCUGAAGGUUCUCUGAGAUUUCACUUUAUGAACAUGUUUUAUAGCCCACCCUGUAUUGUGGGUUUUUCUCUUUUCCCGACCACCGAUUGGUCACUCGUUUUGGUAUCAGUUUAGCUUGACAGGGUGUAGCUCAGAUUUACUGAGGAAAUCACAACACAAAUGGCCCUUUGUAUUUUGACCUUUUUCGGCCCUUUGUCACGGGAUUUUGGUGUUGUUAGAACAAUGACGAUUAUCAAUAUCAGCACAAAGACCGAGAUUGAGCGCUAGAUUUAUACUCAGACACAGAGACUGAAACAGGGAAUGAAGUUACUGUCUGAUCCCUGCAGAGAUGUGAGAUACCGUCGGGAUGGGGAGAACAGAACUGGGAAAUGGCUGGGUUUGCUCCUCAGAGCCAGAGGGCUGAGGCUGAGAACUGUGAACUCGCUGCAUCAGAGCCAGAGAGAGACUAGGCUUGGCCUGAGCAUUGUGUGAAGCUGUCCCUGAAAUCUAAAUGGCUCUGAGCAACACCCCAAGGAAAAUGAUGGGGGAGGGGGCAGCGUCUCCCUAUUACUGAGAUGCUGCGUAGUUGGGCGCAGGCAAGAAGGGAGCCGGGGAUGUCAACAGACCUGGGCAGCCUUGAAGCCAGGCUGAUCCCCAUCACUGAGGCCAGAGGGAGAUGAGGAGCGCUAGAGCCCUGCUGGUCACCCCCUCCCCAUCUGUCGCAGUCUCCUAUAUGGGGACGACAGAAACUGUCUCUGCCCCACUCACCCCUCUAACCUGAGUUCUUUGGAUUCCCUGCUCUUGGGGUGUUUGCUUUUGUGACAGGCUACGAGCGCCUCUCCCGGCUUCCUGGCACUUUUCUCCCAGUGUGUAAAAGUUGCUGGUGCAUGGGGGAGUUGGGUGGAGCUGUGGGCUGGGCUGAGGGUGGGGAAAGGAGUCUGUCUUUUGCUUGUCCUUUGGAAUAAUAAAAUACAAUUUAGUUUCUC